GCCAGGAUCUGUUCAACAGCAGCUGGACUGAGUUGUGCAGUGGUGCUUCCCGAACUUCAUUUCGAACAACAGGGCGGGAUGCCGGCCGUGGCGGCGGUGCUGGCCUGGGCGGCGAGAGGCGGCAGUAGCUCGCCGGACAUGGAGCCCUGCGCGUGCCCAGCCAACGGCUCCGGCCCGCAGCUGAUGGAGCGCGUGCGCGCCGUCGCCCGCAGCGAGCUGCGCGAGGACGACGCGGCGCGGGCGCAGGCGCUGCACGCCUUCCGCCAGUGGGUCGCCGCCAACCGCGACGUCGCCGAUGUCCGCACAGACAACAGCUUCCUUCUUCGUUUUCUUCGUGUAAAGAAGUUUAGUUUACCAAUGGCUCAACAGGUCCUACUGAAAUACCUAAAUUUUAAGAAGACAUUCUCAUACUUAGUACCAAAACUUGACCCAUUAGACUCACGAGUAGAUGAGCUUAUCAGACGUGGAUUCAUGUUUGUUUUACCAAGAAGGGACAAAAAUGGUCGUAGGGUGAUUUUCUAUGCAGCAGGUAAGCUGGAUCCAAAGAAGCAUACAAUUCAGGAUGUAGGGCGAGUAUUCAUGAUGACAUAUGAGGCUCUUAUGGAAGAUGAAGACAACCAAGUGCUGGGGGUAACACACAUUGGUGAUAUUUCCAAUUUCUCACCAUCACUCAUUACCUUCCUUACACCAACGGAGUUUGCAACCAUUGUUAAGUGGGGAGAGCAAUCAGUGCCAAUGAGGCACAAAGAAGUUCAUUUACUAAAUGUUCCUGCCCCAGUGCGAUAUGUGUAUGACUUUGCACGAACAAGACUGAGCGACAAGAUAAAGAACAGAAUUACAAUGCAUGAGUCCUUGGGCAACCUUCAAAACACGGUAGGACUUGACAUACUCCCUAAAGAGUAUGGUGGACAAAUACCUAUGGAUGAAAUGAUAGAUCUCUGGAAGAAGGAACUUGUUGCCAAAAGAGACACAUUGUUGGCAUUAGAAAAUAUGAAGAUACUGAGUGACCAAGGAAUAAUCAGAAGAAAAAAUACUCAGAAUGGUAAACACCAAAGCAUAAUUGGGAUUGAGGCUCUAAAUGGCAGUUUUCGCAAACUUGAAGUGGAUUGAUAGGGAGCUGCCACAAACUCAAAAUGAAAUGAAUCUAUUCAAUUUUGGGAUUUAUCAUUCCUCAAUUAUCUACAUAUUCUAAAGACAAAAAAGUUUAGUUAAAAUUAUUUCUAAAGAGCUGCCUUAAAAUUCUUUCAAAACUAAGCCAGCAGACAGUGAGAAGUAGCCAGUGAUCCUUUCGUUAAAGCAAGGUUCCUCAGGGAUUUGUGUACUGAAAAAUAAAAAAAGCAAAUGUGCUUAAUUAUAUUAUUUAUUGUGCAUGGAUGUUAAUGUUAUCAAGGGAAAAGAAGGAUGCUGCAUUGUAGCUGGGUGCUGAUUUUGAUAAUACUCAUCUAGUGUGCAGUAGAGCUGGUAAAUGCUAGUCCUGUCACUUUAUCACAAUCAGGCUCAGUGCAUAUCAUGGUUGUUACAUUUUAAGUACAAUCUGUUCAUUUUCUGUGAGAGCUUCCUCCUUUUUUUCUAGACAUCAAGUACUGUCUGUUCAUAUCUUUAACUUUUUGUACUGAAUGGUCAUACAUCUUAUUUAAUUUAUAGUUGUAGAACAUAUACUGUAAUGUAAAUAAAAUAUUGAAAUACUUGUAUUUAAAAAUACAAAACUGAAUAAAAAAAUAGUUUUUAA
Messenger RNA from Schistocerca americana (American grasshopper), 1729 nucleotides. RefSeq names its product clavesin-2 (gene Cralbp). The record is from RefSeq and is a predicted model, not a curated record. Gene Ontology annotation, molecular function: phosphatidylinositol bisphosphate binding. The transcript is spliced from 8 exons. Bases 79 to 1110 code for a protein of 343 amino acids. Gene Ontology annotation, cellular component: membrane. NCBI's taxonomy places the organism in Eukaryota, Metazoa, Arthropoda, Insecta, Orthoptera, Acrididae.